GUAGCCAAGUUCCCUAAAAGAAAAUCGAAAGUGUAUGCCAGUCUGUCCAUGUUGCAAUCAGAUUUACGCAGACCCAGACGAGAACAGCCUGAAACGAUUGUGCGGAAUCCAAAGAUGAGUUUAGUUAUCACUCUGUUGUUUUUGGCGAUCCCUUGUGCCUGUAACGGCAAAUCUGAGAAAUUUGUAGAAUUGGACUGUAAACAGGAAGUCUCUGGGGUUAAUGGCCAGCAGUCAUUGCUGGAAUGUAUAGUGAAAUGUAGGGAAGAUGACUUGACCAUCAUAGGAGUGAACUGGAAGAAGAUGGGAACGGAUUUGUUGAACUUCCAUAAUGGCACAAUGGAUGUGUCCCCUGGAUUCCAGUUUGCUGUACCUGGUUGGAACAAGUCAUCUAAUGUGUCCCUGUUGUUGACCAACACCAAGAUGGAAGACAUGGGGGAGUAUGAAUGCAAGGUGCUAACUGACAGGGGGCAAAAUGAAAACACAGUCAGCCUCAGUGUCAUCGAAAACGUGUCACCUGAGGAAUCGAAAGAAAACGUGUCACCUGAGGAAUCGAGAGAAAUCGAGACUCAUCAGACCAGGCAACAUUCUUCCAGUCUUCAACUGUCCAAUUUUGAAAACGUGUCACCUGAGGAAUCGAGAGAUAUACCAAAAGCUCCUCCGGACCCCUCAAGUCGGCUUCCUGUGGGUGUGAUCGUUGUAAUACUAGCCCUGAUCCUUUUUUUUACUCUGUAUUUUAGUAGGAGCCGCUUCCGACAACGACCCUGUGUCUACGCCAGAAGUCCCACGUCAGCAACUUGAAAGGGAAGAUGUCUGAUGUGGUAGCUACACCUUAUACAUCUGCACGAUAUAUUAACGUUUCUAUAUUGGGUUGCCAUGCUACUAGUGAACACUUUUUUUUUUUAAAACAUUGUUAUACUGUAAUAUACGUUGUUAUAACUGGUACUAACCGACCAUGUAAACACUACUAGACCAUGUAUGAAUGCAUACCCUGUACUGUAGGCGAAUGUUCAUGUAUCGAACAUAUCAUUCAGUAUGAUAAGAGCUUUACUAAAAACAUGUACAGUUAGCAUCUAAAUGAUAAAUGAUUAACUUCCCCAUUGAAAAACCAAAGCUUUAUAGCAGAGUAUUGUUUUGGCCUGUAAUGUUUUUGAGUAAAAAAAAAAAAAAGGGGGGGGU
Esox lucius (northern pike) is the source of this 1176-nucleotide messenger RNA. RefSeq lists its product as uncharacterized. NCBI's taxonomy places the organism in Eukaryota, Metazoa, Chordata, Actinopteri, Esociformes, Esocidae. The record is from RefSeq and is a predicted model, not a curated record. The transcript has 9 exons. The coding region runs from base 49 to 798 and encodes 249 amino acids.